Molecule: messenger RNA, 1122 nt
Organism: Dentiscutata erythropus
Lineage: Eukaryota; Fungi; Glomeromycota; Glomeromycetes; Diversisporales; Gigasporaceae
Source: the annotation of a GenBank genome assembly
AUGCUAUCGUUCGGAUUAUCUGACAUACCCACUCUCUUAAUAGUUUUUAUAAUUAGUUAUGUAGCUCAAUUUUAUUAUCGUUAUUUCACUCGUAUAAAUCCUUUACCAGGUCCUAUCCCACUUCCAAUUAUUGGUAAUACUCAUCAAAAAAUUGGAUAUAGUUUAGGUGAUUGGUACAAAUUAUUGCAUAAAAAAUAUGGUGACAUGUUUGAAAUAAAUUAUGCAGGUCAACGUUUAAUCGUAUUAUGUAGACCAGAUUUAAUUGAAAAUAUGAAUACAACUUCAACAAAAACUAAAUAUCCUAUUAGAUUUAACAAUACUGAAGGACUUGUUGAAUACGGAAUUAGUGCUGUAGGAAUAGGUCAUAAUAAUGAUCCUAAAUCUUGGAAAUUUAAUCGUCAAUUUAUUACUCAGGCUAUGUUAUCUCCAAGUUUUGAACAUCAAGCUAUAGAAUGGACAAAUGAAUUAUGGAAAGAAAUGGAAUCUUAUUGGAUGAAAAUUGGUGAAAAUAAAGAAAUAGAUCUUGGAAAAUGGAUGCAUAGAUUUACAAAUGAAAUUAUUUUUAAAAUUGCGACUGGUGUACAAAAUAAUGCUGUUGCUGCUUAUUAUUAUACCGUUGUUGCUCCUGAAAGUAUUAAAUCUUUAAGUGAAAAUGAUAAAGAAAAAAUGAAAUCUUCUGAAGAUCUUGUUGCAACAAUUCAAACUUAUAUGGGUGGCGUUGGUUAUUUUUUUGUUUUUAAUAAGUUUAUACGUAAUAAUUUUCCAUUUCUUCGCGAAAAAGUAAAGAGUUUAUUAAAAAAUAAAGAAAAACUCUUUGAUAAAAUAAGGAAAAUUAUUAAAGAAAGAAGAAUUGAAAUUGAGAAUACUCCAUUGGAUCAACCUCUUCGUCAUGAUAUGUUAACGUCUCACUUAACCGCAAAUACUCCACGUGACAUAAAUAUUAUUAAACAUACUGAUGAUGCCGAUAUGUUGAGACCAAUGAACGAUAAAGAAAUUUUUGGAAAUACAUUUGAGGCGUUUAUCGCAGGAACUGACACUUCGGGGAGUAUGCUUUGCUUUAUCAUAUAUUAUCUCGAACAUCAUCCUGAAGUAAAAAAACGAUUACGGAAAGAAUUCGAUGAA